AUUUCGAUUAGUGGAAUCAGUGUCGAAACUCGAUUAGUCUUGAGGCUAAUCGCACGACAUCAAUAUCAGUAUUCACGUUGCUUCAGAUCUCCCGCCAAAAUUCACUGAAUAAGGACGACACGAAAUGUCGUUUGCGUGUUCUGUCUAAAAAACGUAAUUUACGGGAAGAAUAAUGGACGAUUCGCAGCCAUCCACAUCUGGAAGGAGUAGGCGUCAGAAGAUUGAUAAGGUUGGCAGAUUCUCAGCUUUGGAGAGAUUGAAGGAGGUUCGAAGUGGCAAACGCAAGUAUGAGGUUGAAGAGUUAGAAAACGUGUACGACGAGGUAGACGAAAAGGAGUACAAUACUACUGUUUUAAAACGCCAACGGGAUGACUGGAUAGUCGAUGAUGGGGAAAGCGGUUAUGUGGAAGAUGGGAGAGAGAUUUUUGAUGACGAUUUGGAUGAAGAAAGCAUUCAAGAAGCUAAGAGACAGAAGUAUAAUAUGGCUGGCCCUAGGAAAAAGAAGAAGGAUGAGGAAAAGAAAAAAGGAGAUAUUCAAAGCAUGAUUAGGAAUAUGCCUUCUAAAAAAAGUACUAACACAGAUUGCAAGGAUGAUGAUAUUUUAGGGGAAUUGCUUAGUGAGAUUUCUACAAAUAAAAAAACAACAGAUAAUUUUAAAUCAAGAGAAGUGAAAAACAAAUUUUGCCACACAGUUCACUCAGAUCUUGCCCAAGAAAUAAGUGAAAAAAGAGUAACUCAGAGACUAGAAGAGAACAGUGCCAGUCAAAUAAUUGAGGAUGACGAUACUGCUGUGCUCUUUGAAGUACCACAAAAGAAGAAUACAGACAAACCAAUAAAGUCUAAUGACAUUAGGCAUUAUCAAACUAUGAGCCAGAGAAUUGAUGAAGAUAUAAAUCUCAAGGAAGUACAAAAAAACAAUACAAGUGAGCAAACAGAUUCAAAAGACACCAAACAUUGCGAGAGUGCAAGUCAGAUGAUUGAGAGUGAAUUUAUAGAUGAAGAGUUAUGUAGUAAGUCAAAACUUUCUGUAUCCUUAAGAGCAGAAAAGGAAUCAAAUAUGGAUCUUAACGAAUGCGUUGGAGACCUAUCUACUAUAGACUUCGACGAUGGGAGCAUGGACGUUGACUUUUCAUCACCGGUAAACAAUGUUAAACCUCAGAAGAACGUGCCUCAGAAAACCGGGACGAACGUGCAAAACGCUACGUGCAAAACUUCUGUGAAAAGUAUAAAGGUCGGGAACGCGAUAGAUUUGACGGAAGUAACGCCACAAUUAGUCAAGACAAAAGACGAGGUGGAGGUAUUCAGAUUUUACUAUCUGGACGCGUACGAAAAUCCUUUCAAGAAUCCCGGAACCGUGUACCUCUUCGGCAAGACUUAUGUACCUAAUCACGAUAUGUACUGUUCCUGUUGCGUUAUGGUGCAUUGUAUACCGAGAAGAAUAUAUCUUUUACCCAGAAAAUACUUGAGGACUCCCAAGAACGGCGAGCCCCAAUUAACUACUAUGGAGGAUGUAUACAAAGAAUUUGAUGAAUAUGCUAGUAAGACGCGUAUAAUGGAAUUUAACUGUAAAGAGACGAAAAAGCAUUAUUCCUUUGAGAAGGAGGGUACACCAAAGACAUCCGAUUAUUUGGAGGUCAGGUAUAACGCACGUUAUCCUGCGAUCGACGCCGAUUACUCUGGCCCGGCAAUCGAGCGUGUCUUCGGUGCCACAGUCAACGCGAUGGAACUGUUGCUUAUAGAGAGAAAAAUCAAGGGACCCGGUUGGCUGGACGUCAAGAACGUGUCACCGACUGCGGGACGUUUCGCUUGGUGUCAGCAGAUAGUGGUUACUUCAGAUAUGGACAACAUAUCACUGUGUUCCCAAGAUAAUGCCAAGCCGCCGAUGGUGAUAGCGACGUUAAAUGUAAGGAUGUCUUUGAACUCGAAAUUGCAGAAUGAAGUAGUGAUGGUCGUAGUAUUGAUUCAUCAUAAAUAUAACGUCGAUAAGGAACCACCAAAGCCACCCUAUGACCGUCAGUUUUGCCUUGUCACGCGGCCACGAGAUAUUCCAUGGCCACGACAAGCUCGAGACGGGCUACCUAGGGUUCCAAAUAUUGAAAUAAUUAAAUGUGAAACCGAGAGUGAACUACUCGAAGAGCUGUUAACGUUAAUACAAAAGGCAGAUCCGGAUUUGAUAAUAGGCUACGAUUGUGCGUUUCAGUUUGACGUGUUAAUGCAAAGAAUGUUCGCUCUAAAAGUAUCGAAUUGGAAUAGAAUAGGAAGAUUAAAAUCAACAAUUCUUCCUCUUUUUAGAGGAAAGAUAAUUCUCAAUCAGGCAUUCGUCGGUCGCCCGAUUUGCGACAUUCAAAUCUCUGCAAAAGAAUUGAAUUUGAAGGUCAGAAGUUAUGAUCUGCAGUCGCUCUGUAGUGCGGUGCUAAGAACGAAGGAACACGAGUGCAAGGAGAUUACGCCAGCAGAAACCCCGUCAUAUUACAAUACCGCGGACAAAAUAACAAGUCUGAUACAUGCGACGUUAAAAGAAGCAAAAUACAUCAUAACUAUAGUAAUGGAUCUUAAUGUUAUACCGUUGGCGCUUCAAAUUACUUGUUUAGCAGGCAAUAUCCUAUCGAGAACUCUGUUGGGCGGAAGAGCUGAGAGAAAUGAAUAUCUAUUGUUGCACGCUUUUCAUUUAAAGGAUUACAUAACACCGGACAAGAAAAUUGAAAAGAGACGAGACGACGAUGGUCCUCGUAAGAAGGCUGCAGCGUACACCGGAGGCUUGGUGCUCGACCCGAAGAAAGGUUUUUACGACAAACUAGUGCUGUUGAUGGAUUUUAAUUCUCUAUAUCCGAGUAUCAUACAGGAGUACAACUUGUGCUUCACCACUGUGCCCGGUGCAGCGUACGCUGAAGUCGAGCAUUUGGGCAUUCCUGACUCAACUUUGGAGACUGGUGUGAUCCCGACUGAAAUUUACAAGCUAGUCAAGAGCAGACAGCAGAUCAAGCAGCUCAUGAAGACGCCGAAUCUCUCGCCGGAACAGAAGAUGGAUUACCAUAUCAGGCAAAUGGCCUUGAAGCUCACCGCUAAUUCUAUGUACGGGUGUCUAGGAGCGGCACAUUGUCGAUUUUAUGCCAAAGGCCUCGCCGCUUUGAUAACAGCAAAAGGUCGGGAGAUUCUAGAAGACACGAAACACUUGGUCGAGAAGUUGCAGUACGAAGUCAUUUACGGCGAUACCGACUCGUUGAUGAUAAAUACCAACAUUUUGGAAUACGACGACGUUUUCUCGAUCGGUAGAAAGAUCAUGCGGGAGGUCAAUAACCGAUAUAAAAAAGUCGAAUUGGACAUCGACGGAGUGUUCCGGUAUCUGUUGCUUCUUCAAAAGAAGAAAUACGCUGCCGUUACGAUGACGAAGUUGCCGAGCGGGCAGUUACAAUUGGCGCAGGAGCACAAGGGUCUGGACAUUGUCAGGAGAGAUUGGUGCCCAUUAGCUUGCGAGACUGGAAAAAAAAUUCUGGAUAUACUUCUUUGCGAUCAUUCGAGCGAGACGCGUCUGGAGCAAGUCGUGCAGAUUCUGCAAAACGUCGCGAAAAGCGUGAAGGAGGGAACGGCACCGAUGUCGUCGUUCGUCAUCACCAAACAACUGUCGAAGAAUCCAGAUGCAUAUCCGGAUAAGAAGCAGUUGUCGCAUGUGAUGGUGGCAUUGAGGUUGAACAAAGCGGGCGGCCGAAUGUGGAAGGCUGGCGACACGUUACCGUAUAUCAUAUGCGAGGACGGAACUGAGGCAAGUGCGACGGAACGUGCGUAUCAUAUCGAUGAAGUGAAGAAUAACGAGAAACUGAAGGUAGACGUCAAUUAUUACUUGCUGAGCCAAAUAUUUCCUGUAGUGCUGCGAAUUUGCGAUCCAAUUGAGGGUAUCGACGACGUCUUCUUAGCUAACAAUUUAGGUUUACAAUUCGUUUACAAACCCAAAACGAUAGCCUGCGAAGCGACCCUGAACCUGCCGUUAUCCAUCAAUGACGAAAGGUUUGACAAUUGCGUGCCUUUGACGUUCAAAUGCAGAAGUGAACGAUGCAAUACAGAAAUUAUAAUUAAGGACACUGUAACAGAAUUUCAUUCUGGUCGGCAAUUGUCGCUCAGUAUGUGCCCAAAUCAGGACUGUAAAUUGCCACCUUGGAGAUACGCAAAUGCGAUACAAAAUGUAGUUCAACUUGCUAUGAGAAAAGCUAUCAGCAAGUAUUAUAAUGGCUGGCUGGAAUGCGAGAAUCCAUUGUGUUCCAACAGAACUAGGAGACUACCGUUGGAUUUUGUAAGAAAAUUCCCGGAUUGUUCAGUAUGCAAGGAUAUUUCCAUGGCCAGAGUUUAUUCCGGAACGGAACUCUACAAUCAGUUGUAUUACUAUUACAGAAUAUUCGACAUUAGUCAACCAGUUUACAAACAUCUGUUGUCGCAGUGUCCGCGUGACAUGAUAGCCGCGUACAAUACGCUAAAGGAGGCGAUUGACAGACAAUUGAAACGAAACAAAUUCUCAUGUGUAAAUAUUACAGGAAUUUUCAGCAGCGCCAGUGCGAGUCAUCGCACGGGAAUGUUCGGUGGCGCUGGUUCGCAAGAGGAUUUUGAUGAAUUAGGCGAUUUGUCCGAUGAUACGGAUAAGGAGAUUUAAGGGGAGUCUGAAAGAGCUAUUGUAUGUGUGUAAGCUCAAUGCACGUGGAAUGUCCACUACUAUAUAGGCCGACAAUAUCCGGAAUCUUAUGUUCCCAAUUAAAUUCCUCGACUAAAAUUAUUUCAUUCUUAUCAGUUUAAUGAACAAUUACUUUUAAUCAUUUUUUCUUAGAAUAUGUAUUAUACUAUUUAAAUUAACCAAAACUAAUAUCUAAUACAACAAUACCAAUAUACAUAAAACUAGUAUUACAUAAUUUAUUUUUCCAGGUUUUUUAAAUAGAAGUUAUGUAAAGGAAGAAAAAAUGUGCUGAAAUAGUUUUAAUAUUUUCUGGUGAAGCACUAGAAAAUUUCCUUGUAUAUUUAAUAACAAAAAGAAAUAUAAAAUUAUGUAAAA
Odontomachus brunneus is the source of this 5032-nucleotide messenger RNA. It is a transcript of the gene DNApol-alpha180, whose product is annotated as DNA polymerase alpha catalytic subunit. Gene Ontology annotation, molecular function: chromatin binding; DNA replication origin binding; pyrimidine nucleotide binding. The record is from RefSeq and is a predicted model, not a curated record. Gene Ontology annotation, cellular component: alpha DNA polymerase:primase complex. The transcript is spliced from 21 exons. Bases 173 to 4639 code for a protein of 1488 amino acids. Gene Ontology annotation, biological process: leading strand elongation; mitotic DNA replication initiation; DNA replication. NCBI's taxonomy places the organism in Eukaryota, Metazoa, Arthropoda, Insecta, Hymenoptera, Formicidae.